AUUGUAUCUUGUUUAUCUCCUAACAGGAUUGUGAUGAUGAGAUUUGGUUUGUUGGAAUAGACUUUUUUGUUUAUUUGAUUGUUAUGUUUCAGCCGAUACGGGGCUCGUCGAAGCAUGCCCAAUAGGAUAAACAAAAAUGCCACGGGAUAUUCUUAGUGAUAGCCUUUCAGUGUUAAGUAUUGUAGAGCAUGAAGAUGAAGAGAACUGGCCUCUGGAAGAGAAACCAUCAUGUAGACAAAAUGACAAGAAAGCAAUACACAUUCCAUUGAACAGUCAAAAAACUAAAGAUGACUGUGCAUGCUAUUACAAUUAUGGACUUGGCGACGGCAGCAGUAACAGGCAACUAGACCCUGUAUAUCAGUACAAAACCAGCAGUUUGCCAGCUGCUUCCAGCAUCAAUCAGUCAUGGGAUGAAAUAGUUUGUUCUGCUCUAAGAUUGAGUCCGGAAGACAUUGCAAAUCAACUAACAUUACUUGACCUACCAUGUUUUAAAGCUAUUCAACCAAAUGAACUGACCACUUGCUGUUGGAACAAAGCAAACAAGCAGACUGUGGCUCCAAAUGUAGUUGCAUUUACUAAAAGGUUCAACAGGGUAAGCUUUUGGACCGUACAAGAAGUAUUGAAUGGCCAAUCACCUAAAGCGAGAGCGGAGACCCUGGCACAUUUCAUUAAAGUAGCUAAAAAGUUACAUGACCUUAAUAAUUUGCAUUCUUUGUUCGCUGUCAUAUCUGCGUUGAAUAGUGCUAGUAUAUAUAGAUUGACAAAAACAUGGGCAUGCUUAUCAAAGAAGGAUAAACAACAAUUUGAUAAACUAGCAGAACUGUUUGGGGAAGAAGACAACUGGACAGCCCUGAGAGAAUAUUUGAAAAGCAUAUCUUUACCCUGCAUACCUUUUAUGGGUAUAUUUUUAACAGAUUUGACAUAUAUAAACAUUGCCCACCCAGCUCGUUCACCUCACCGGACCGCCAAAAUGGCGGUAGUUUUAAAAACAAUAGAGAAAUACCAAACAUCGGAAUAUGAUAUUACACCUUUGCCCCAUGUAGCCACAUAUCUCAACAGCGUCCGUUAUAUAGAGGAGCUUCAGAAAUUCCUGGAAGAUGAUCAGUACAAAUUGUCACUAAAGUUGGAGCCGCCUUCGCCCGUCGGCAGCUGCGCCGGCUCCAAGGAGUCGGUGAAAGAGAACGGCGCGGCCGGCGCGCCCGCCGCCUACUCGCUCUCGCCCUCGCACCGGCUCGGCUCCGGCUCGCUCCGCCUUCACACCAACUACAACUCCAAAUUCAUACCUACUCACAGGAAAUGUAGAUCGCUGGGAUCCAAUAUAUUCGGAAAGGGGCAGUCCGACGAGAAGACGCCGGCGGGCUCGGUGAACCUGCUCGACGACACGCUGCUCGAGUCCCCGGGCUCCGUGGCCGGGGACAAGCUGUCCCAUUCCUUGCCGCAUACUAAUCCUACGAAGACGGAAGCUUCAGAAUGUUUGUACGAAGGUUUCGUGAGAAGAAAAAUCGUGUUGAGGGACGGAAAGAAGGUGUCCCUCGCGUCGUGGCAGCGCUACUGGCUCGUGCUGCACGACCAGCAGCUCGACUUCUUUGCCGCCAAGUCUUUUAAGGGCACGAGCCGCGGCGACUUCCGCGACGAGCGCUACAAGACGCUGCCGCUCGAGAGCUGGACCGCCACGCGCGGCGAGUCCUCCGACUCCUUCCAGCUCAUACACCAGCACGGCACGCUCUACAAGUUCAAAACCGGAUCUGAUACUACGGCCAUGCAGUGGUGGAUAAAGAUACAAGAAGUAUCUAACAAGAUGGUGAAACCAUUGCCUGCGAAUCUCAUGCAGUUCGAAUAACCGCCACGGGCGGUGGUUACUCUCUGUCUCACUCUAACUAUCUUCAUAGACGUAUGUCAACUAAAAAUGAUAUACAGUAUCUGCAUCUGACACGGCGACUGUUGCAGCGAUACAAUCCCUUUACUGUCCUCGUGCUUUAGCCUACAUACUUCUCAAAGAAACUGCAUUAUGAUGCAUGUAAGAAGACUCGAGGUCACCACACUGGCGCUCUUUCAUUUGUAUAUUAUUACGCCACGGGGCGUACAGUCGCCAUCAGAUAUAUCGGAGCGGCCAAGGUGCUCACAAAUAUCUGAACA
Messenger RNA from Cydia fagiglandana, 2136 nucleotides. RefSeq names its product ras-specific guanine nucleotide-releasing factor RalGPS2 (gene RalGPS). Gene Ontology annotation, biological process: Ras protein signal transduction; positive regulation of GTPase activity. Lineage: Eukaryota; Metazoa; Arthropoda; Insecta; Lepidoptera; Tortricidae. The transcript has 11 exons. Gene Ontology annotation, molecular function: guanyl-nucleotide exchange factor activity. The coding region runs from base 137 to 1840 and encodes 567 amino acids. The record is from RefSeq and is a predicted model, not a curated record. Gene Ontology annotation, cellular component: plasma membrane.